UCCAACCAGACAUGGAGGAAAUCGUUUGACACCCUCAGAACCUUUACAUAGCGUGAGGCUCGCUCGUUUUGCUCCAGUACACGACUCGACAAAUUUGGCCCUAUUUCUGCCCCUUGAAGCGUGAACAACGACGCUAAGAUGCGCCUUUUGACCGUAAUUUUUGCGCUGUGUUUACACUUGAUACCUGCAAAUAGCCGCCAUCUGCAAUUUCAACUUAGCGGCUUCGAAUGCUUCUACGAGGACCUGGUGGAAAACACGGAAUGCUCGCUGGAAUAUGCACCUAUCACCGGCGCCGAUCCUCGCAUAGACGUGUACAUCGAAGGACCCGACAGCGACGUUAUUUACAAAGAAGAAAAGAAGGACUAUGAUCUCCACAAAUUUAACGCUACCAUGAACGGAACGUACGCAAUCUGCUUCAGUAACGUUUUUGACUUCUCUAUUGGCGAAAAUCUUGUUUACUUCGAUCUAGUCAAAGGGAAUGAAGACGAAUUGGGCUAUGAUGGAGUCAGCGGAACACAAACAGCCUUGACUCUCUUCGAGAAGUCUUUCCUAAAUAUUCACGAAAAUAUGAACUUGAUCGAGAGAUAUCAAAAUUAUUACAGGUUACGAGAAGCAAACACCCGAAUGGCCGCCGAAUAUUUAAAGCAAAGAGUUCAGUGGUGGUCAGUAGGACAAUCAUUUGUCAUUGUUUCGGUUGGUAUUGCUCAAGUUUACGUACUACGUAGAUUUUUUACUGUUUCAAAAGAGGAUCUCUGAACAACAACAAAAAAUUAUCCGCUCUUGUAUUUGCAUCAUUGACAGAUGUUCUUUGUGUGCGUCGUUUGAUUAUUUCGCUCAUCUCCAGCUGACUUCACUCCAGCUGACCUUAAACACUUCACACAUUUAAAAUAUAAAAUCAAUAAAACAUUUUAAAAAAUUGGACUCUCUUACUCAGCAAUCGUAUCGAUAGA
Molecule: messenger RNA, 950 nt
Organism: Pocillopora verrucosa
Lineage: Eukaryota; Metazoa; Cnidaria; Anthozoa; Scleractinia; Pocilloporidae
Product: transmembrane emp24 domain-containing protein 7-like
Biological process (GO): intracellular protein transport; endoplasmic reticulum to Golgi vesicle-mediated transport; Golgi organization
Cellular component (GO): Golgi apparatus; endoplasmic reticulum; COPII-coated ER to Golgi transport vesicle
Source: RefSeq, a predicted model, not a curated record